Messenger RNA from Cloeon dipterum, 1549 nucleotides. RefSeq lists its product as uncharacterized. Gene Ontology annotation, cellular component: cytosol. Gene Ontology annotation, biological process: neurogenesis. The record is from RefSeq and is a predicted model, not a curated record. The transcript is spliced from 5 exons. The coding region runs from base 139 to 1458 and encodes 439 amino acids. NCBI's taxonomy places the organism in Eukaryota, Metazoa, Arthropoda, Insecta, Ephemeroptera, Baetidae. Gene Ontology annotation, molecular function: protein binding.
CCCGCUGCACACUAUUAUCAGCGUGGUCGGCAUCCCAACUGCGCAAUAAUCUCGUGAGCACCGCGAGUACCUUAGUUUUUGUGGAUAUUAUCUGUCUCAUCCGCGGGCGGAGAAAAGCCGACUUUUUGCAAUUGCAAAAUGUUUGCCAAUAUUGGCGGCACUCUGAGGAGUCUCCUGCAAAGGCCUGGGAACAACCUUGACGACGAUCUGAGCGACUGCAGUUUUAAUAUUAAAAACAGCUAUGAGAAUCAUGAGGUCAUAAGAGGUCACCGAGUAGUGUUUGGCUCUGCGAGUCCGAAGUUUAAAGCUGCUCUUUAUGCGAAUGCCGAUGCUGAGGUGGACAUAUAUGGCAUAACAGCGGCUGGAUUUUGCUUCGUUAAAAGAUUCCUCUACAAGGAUCGAACACUAGAUACAUUUGAAAGCGCUUCGCAGGCCAUCGAAGUGGCCAAUUUCGCUCAUCACUGGGAGCUGAAAAGCCUCUACGAAUGCGCCGUCAAUUCUUGCUUCAGCACACUGCACCUGUCGGGACUGGAAAUUUGGGCUUUGUGUGAAAUGCUACUGCAGCACGCAAAUGAUGCAAAGUACAAGAUUGCUCUCUUGUUUCUGAGACAAAGAUGCUCUGAGGUAAUUUCGAGUGAAGCCUGGGCGAAAUUCGCGUCGAAAAACUUGUUCAUGUACCUCCUUCGAGAAGAAAACCUGAAUGUCGACAGCGAGAAACAACUAUUGGACGCAGUUGUCAAGUGGGGUUACCAUAGAGCGUCGGCUGCUGGCGACACAACAUCAUCAGUCUGGCCGUACAUAACCCAUCUUCUGCCUGAUAUUCGAAUCAGAAACAUCAGCCCUUCUGACUUUAUUGAUUUUGUCGAGAGAGAUGAUAUCAAUGCCAACUGCUUUUCCUAUCACAUACGGAAUAGUAUAUUAAUGUGUCUGACGACCAAUGAUGAGAAAUUUCUGCCUCUUGGAUUUGGCUCGAACGCAAAAAAGAGAGGAAAGGUUGGCAAACAGACGGUGUUCACUGGAUGUACUAUGAACGCGCCUAUGUCAGAAGUUCUCGACACGCCAAUGCACCUGAACUUUACCGCAAACAAAUCCGUGUAUUUGUUCGGGAUCCGCUUAUUUUCAUUGGAGUUCUUGAACUUCCAAAAACAUUUAAAUCUUGCUUGUCAUAUUUACAAGGUAGAUAACGGACAGCACACUUUGGUGGCUGAAGGCGAAUUCCGUGGGAUGAACGAAGAAGACAAAAAAAAUCAUGUCACACUUCAAUAUCCCUUUCUGCUGAAAGAAGGUGAACAGUAUCAGGUGAAAGUGGCAAACCGUAAGGAUGUUGGUCGAUUGGUGCCUCACACAUACGUCAAAUUCGUUCCAAAAAAUACGCGAGUACAAUCUACUAUCACUUUCCACACGCCUUAUCAACCGGGCGAUGUUUACGGACUUUUUGUGGAAUGUCCAAAGAAGUAAAAAUCGUGAUAAUUUCGAGUGUUUCCUAGUUUGUAAAUUUUAUACUUGUAUAGGACGAAUAAAAUUAUUUCCAUUACUAUUCUAACUAAGA